GUGGCACAAAAACAGCUUCGCGUUCGUCAGGACUCGGCGCCGUUCGACUACGAGCUCUUCAAAGCUCAGCGCGCGCUUCUCGUCCGAUCGUAGUAAGGUUCGGGCCGCGUUUCUAUUCGUUUGUGACGCAGGUUUCUUGUCACAGAAGAGGACUUACAGAUCGCUAAGAUAAAACAGAACGGUUUAUCAAACGAUAUUGUUUAAAAAACUUACCAUAAAAAAAUUUUGUUUUAGGAGAUUGAAUCGAAGAUAAUGUGGACAUAUUGUGGUAUUCGAUGUGUAGCAUGAUUCUUUGAACUUCUUCAGUAUACUUAAAUAAAUAAAAACAUGUGGUUGUUUAAUAUGAGCUUUGUGUUAGUGCCGAAUUUUAAAGUUGACACUACUGUCAAACUUUACACUUUUUUGUGGCGACUGUUGUUGGUGUGGAUUGUAUGUGUUAAUUUGUUUGUGGUUGGAGGUAUUGCUAAAGUCGAGGAUGAUACUGUUGUGGUGCACGACGUAAAAGCCGUACAAGGAGGAAAAGUUAAACUACCCUGCGAUGUGGCGCCAUCGUCCCCAGACGAUAGAAUGCACAUAGUCAUUUGGUUCAAAGAAUUACCCAACGGAAAACAAUCCCCGAUUUACUCGUUCGACUCGAGGGAGAAGAACCUCGAAAAUGGUCGUCACUGGUGGGACGAGUCGAUACUUGGUGAACGAUCCACGUUUCGCUAUCAAGAUAAACCUGCCAAAUUGAUCCUUAACAGCGCAAAGGACAGCGACGCUGGUAUAUACCUUUGUCGGGUGGACUUCAAACAAACUCCAACUCGAAAUGUCAAAGUAAAUCUUACUAUAAUAAUCCCACCCGAAAAACUCAGUAUUCUAGACGAGAGGGGCUACCACAUCCCCAACUACAUAUUAGGUCCUUACAAUGAGGGAUCUUCCAUUAACAUCACUUGCGUCGCUACUGGAGGUCGACCGCCUCCAGAAGUGACAUGGUGGUUGGAGAAUACAAGACUUGAUACGACGUUCGAGCAUUUAUCCGAACGCCGGGUGAGAAACAUUCUGCAUCUAGAGAAGCUCGAAAGGAAGCAUCUGCAUAAUGUGUUCACAUGUCAAGCGGCCAACAAUCAGCUGAUGACGCCAAUUUCGAGCUCCGUUUCCCUCGACUUGAACCUUCGUCCAUUAUGGGUAAAAUUGAUCGGAGUCAACAAACCAUUAUCAGCCGAUAGUACCUAUGAGUUGAGUUGUGAAGUGGUUGGUGCGAAGCCAAAGCCCACGAUUACUUGGUGGAAAGGCAGCGUCCAGAUGAAAAAUACGCGGGAAAUCAUCAGUCCGGAUAAUAACACCACGACAAGCGUGCUGACCUACACUCCUACAGUUGACGAUGGCGGAAAAUAUCUUUCAUGCAGAGGACAAGUUGAAUCUAUUCCUGACAGUGGAAAAGAAGAUGGAUGGAAAUUAGACAUACACCACGUGCCGUUGGUGUCCCUUGAGCUCGGCAGCAACUUGAACGGGAGCAUAAUUAAAGAAGGCGUCGACGUUUACUUUGAGUGCAACAUCAAAUCAAACCCGUGGGUCUACAAAGUCAGCUGGAGGCAUAAUGGUAAAACCUUAUACAAUAACGCAGCAACCGGAACCAUUGUUAGCAACCAAAGCCUAGUACUUCAAUCCGUCACUAGAGCAAGAGCAGGCCUCUACACUUGUGUUGGGAGCAAUCGAGAAGGAGAUGGUGAAAGUAAUGCGGUACAACUUGAUGUUAAAUUCGCCCCGGUGUGCAGACCAGGACAAGCGAAAAGCUUCGGCGUGGCUAGACACGAACGUGCCAAGAUCCCCUGCGAACUCGAAGCCAACCCUGUUUCCGGCCUUGUGUUCACUUGGAAGUUCAACAACAGCGCUGAAACUAUAGACAUCCAACAGUCUCACGUGUUCAAUGAUGGCGCUACCAGCAACGCUAUCUACACUCCCAUGACCGAACCGGACUACGGAACACUUAUGUGUUGGGGUAGAAAUGAAAUUGGUAUACAAAAGGAACCGUGUGUUUAUUAUAUAAAUCCAGCAGGAAAACCGGAUCCUUUAUCGAAUUGUACGAUUUUAAAUGAAACCGCGGAAUCCCUCCACGUCGAGUGCAGUGAAGGUUUCGACGGGGGUCUCCACCAGGAAUUCAUUAUGGAGGUUUACGACGCCUCCACCAAAAAAUUAGUCAGCAACGUUACUUCCAGGAUACCGAUAUUUACCGUGGGCGGUUUGGAAUCUGGAUUAAGCUUCGAAAUCGGACUUUACGCCACAAACAAGAAAGGUCACAGCGAUGUCGUCCGAUUACAAGCGUUCACUUUAAAAUCGGCCGAAAAACAUACAGUUUUAUCUUCAAAUAUCGUUGAUCCAAAACCUCCAGAAAAUUGCACGUUAAAAUACCAUACGAAGAAGUUCCUGCAAGUUCGAUGUCAAGUCUCUAAAGAUCAAAACCAACCCGGUUCAACGUAUUUACUUCAAGUUUACGAUGCCAAUACGAGAUUAUUAUUAGCAACGGCAACGUCGCAAGUAGCUGAUUCAAUAACCGUGUCAUCUUUACCAAAGGAUCACGACAGUUUACUAUUAUUUGUUAGGACAGUAACACCAAAAUCAACCACGAGUAACGCUGCUAUAUUGUAUGCUCCACCAGCUACAUCAAACAGUUUUGUUUCAGGGGCUUCAACCCCAGUAUUUCUUCAAAUAACUCCAAUUCUAGGAGCACUAAUCGGAGUGGUUGUGGCACUGAUCCUGGUCGCAAUAAUUAUAGUCGUCGUGAUUCGUCUUAGAAACGGCGACGACCACGAAGAUAAAGAUUACGACGACGGUGGACUUUCGCCAAGCGGACGAAGAUGUGUUGCCGGAAGCGGAGAUAAAGCCAGCACGGAACCGCUUAACAAAGAUUUAAACGAUAGUGUGGAUAGUCUCGAGGAGAAAAAUCCCGACAUCAUACCCCAAAAUAAUUGUGAAGACGAGUACAUGGAGGAUGAGCGAGGAUUCGAAAGACUUAAUAAUUCUACUUUGUAUAGAAGAGUUAACCCGAAUAAUGUUAAUAAAAAUUUUGAUUAUCCGAAAACAAAUGAUGAAAUAACUUACGCUGAAUUAUCUCUACCAAAUCAACAGAUGCCCCACGUCAUUUAUAAUCAACAGCCGAUGCCGAUGGCGAUGAUUCCAAGGCAGGAACCGACGGUGUACGCACAAAUAGAUGUCAAUAAGAGAAUACAGACAUGUCUACAAACGCUCAGUCCACCGCAUCCCUCAACAUUCCAACCGAUGCAUCACCCUCAUCCGCAUCAUCCAUAUAUGCCUAGAUUGAGAGAGGAACGGAUAUUACAUGAAAAUGUUGUCAAUACAGAAACUCCUUUGGUUAAUCCACGAGAUAGUAGCGCGCUACAACCUUUACUAGAAGUAAGCAGUUCAAAACCACCAACCAUAACAUCAUCACAACCAAGAUCAGUGACAGCAACAAGAUUUUGACCGAAUUAAUAUGAAUUUUCUUGUUGAACUAAUCAGAAACACCUCUCAAAAUCGGAAAAGAAGUGUUUAAUUGAGGACAAUUUUUUGUGUGAAUGUUACCUUUAUAACUUUAAUUGUUAAAUCAGUGUAAAACAAACCAAAUGAAAUAAAAGAAAUAUGGGAAAACUUUUAAGCGUAAGAAAUUAAGAAAAAAAAAAACAAUAAGUUAAACAACUCUCAAUGUGCGCUUUAAUUAAGAAAAAAAAAUAAAAAUGAGGAGAAAAUAAACUGAUUCAAACGGUGAAUUAGAUUAUGUACAAUCAUAUUUUAAAAGAAAAAAUUAAUAUGGUGUUGAGACGACGAAUAUUAUUUUCGUUGAUUGGAAACGACAAUUAUUAGAGCACAAUCCGAAUUUUUUAUUAAUAAAAUGAAGAAAAAAAUUUCUAAAAGAUGUUGAUGUAAAGUAUAUAUAUGGAAGUGUUUUGAUUUUUUUGGCGAGAACUACAUCUGAGAAGACUGAAAAGAAAAACCAGAUCUUAUUGGGUUGCGUUACAUUUCCCCAUUUUAUUAAAAGUGAAUAAUAUUUUUAAGUAAUUUGUAAAUAAAUAUAAUACGAUUUUAUAGCUGUGAC
Messenger RNA from Onthophagus taurus, 4072 nucleotides. RefSeq names its product nephrin. Gene Ontology annotation, molecular function: protein binding. NCBI's taxonomy places the organism in Eukaryota, Metazoa, Arthropoda, Insecta, Coleoptera, Scarabaeidae. The record is from RefSeq and is a predicted model, not a curated record.